AUACGAAACAUCAGAUAGGCAUUGCAGGAACACACAAUGUCGGGGAAGAGACUGUUCUCCACGUGUCGGGUGUUGAGGCAUGAGAAUCCGCUGGGCCUCCCCCGCUCCGGCACGCCGCCCUCCUUCCCUCGUCGCCGCGGACUACCCGAGAAACGCAAGAUCCGGGACGUGAAGAAGGUGGUUGCCGUGUCGUCGGCGAAGGGGGGGGUGGGGAAGUCGACGAUUGCGGUAAACCUCGCCCUCGCAUUCGCCCGUCGCGGCAUCCGCACCGGCAUCCUCGACACGGAUAUCUUCGGGCCUUCGAUUCCCACUCUGCUUAAUCUAUCGGGCGAGCCGCGGUUAGAUGAGAAUAACCUCCUCCUCCCACUAACAAACUACAACCUCAAAUCAAUCGUCUCCUGGGGCCCGCUGGACAUCCUCUUCCUCGACCUCCCCCCAGGCACCGGUGACGUCCAACUCACCAUCAACCAGGAGAUCGUGGUCGAUGGCGCCGUGAUCGUCACCACGCCGCAGGAUAUCGCGCUCAGGGAUGCCGUGCGCGGCAUCGGCAUGUUUCAGAAAAUGCAUGUCCCUGUGCUUGGCAUGGUGAGGAAUAUGGCCUUUUUUCAGUGUCCCGGGUGUGGGCAGAGGACGGAGAUUUUUUCGAAUGGGUACGGGAGUCAUAAGGCUGGGGAUUGGGGUGUCCAGGCGGAGUGUAGGAGGCUUGGGGUGCAGUUUUUGGGCGAUGUCCCGCUUGAUGCGCGGGUUUGUGAGGAUGCGGAUAGGGGGGUUCCUAGUGUUGUUGCGGAGGAGGGCAAGGUGGGUGUUGAGGGGAUCAGGAGGGAGGCGUUUUUGGGCAUUGCGGAGAGGGUUGCCAGGGAGGUUGGAGUUAAGUGGUAAAUUGAUUUUUUUUUAUGCCAUUUUGGGGUAUUGUGGGGGUGAAUCUUUCUUGUGGUGUAUAAUAACUAUAAUGUGCAGUGG
Molecule: messenger RNA, 960 nt
Organism: Aspergillus heteromorphus CBS 117.55
Lineage: Eukaryota; Fungi; Ascomycota; Eurotiomycetes; Eurotiales; Aspergillaceae
Product: Mrp/NBP35 family ATP-binding protein
Exons: 6
Coding region: 37-879 (280 amino acids)
Biological process (GO): iron-sulfur cluster assembly; mitochondrial respiratory chain complex I assembly
Cellular component (GO): mitochondrion
Molecular function (GO): 4 iron, 4 sulfur cluster binding; ATP binding; ATP-dependent FeS chaperone activity
Source: RefSeq, a predicted model, not a curated record